This is a messenger RNA of Emiliania huxleyi CCMP1516, 1576 nucleotides long. Its product is annotated as mitochondrial ATPase. The transcript is spliced from 4 exons. Bases 104 to 1576 code for a protein of 490 amino acids. Lineage: Eukaryota; Haptophyta; Isochrysidales; Noelaerhabdaceae. Gene Ontology annotation, cellular component: mitochondrion; cytoplasm. The record is from RefSeq and is a predicted model, not a curated record. Gene Ontology annotation, molecular function: ATP binding; ATP hydrolysis activity.
CGGGCAAAAAGUGGAAGGAGCCACAGGCUGCCCUGGCCGGCACUCCCCGCGCUCGCCCUCCGUCCCCGCCCGACGCCGCCGCGUGGCACAGCCCCUCGCAAACAUGUUGCGGCCAACCAACGGCCUGCGCGUCCUCGUGCGCGCCUGCCACUCCGCCGGCGGCCCGCGCGCCGGCUACGACGCCGCCACCUCGUCUGGUUAUUUCCGACCGGACCCGAUGCAGCUUGCGGCGCUAGACCACCUCGAAAAGGUCUACGCACGGGUGUCGACCGCGCACACCGCCGCCGGUCCCGCUGGCGUGUACCUGCACGGCCCGGUCGGCAGCGGCAAGACCGCGCUCAUGGACCUGCUGCUGCAGAGCUGCCGCGGUGCGGGCGCCAGCUGCCGCCGGCUGCACUUUCACGAACUGAUGGAGCACGCGCACCGACAGAUGCACAAGAAACGGGCGCCGCCUGAGAUUGGCGCCGACCUCGCCGCCGAGGCGUCCCUCGUCUGCCUUGACGAGAUGGCGCUCACCGACAUCGCCGACGCCGCCAUUGUCACGCGCCUGCUCGAGGGUUGCGUGAGCGGCGGUGCUGCCGUCGUGACGACAUCAAACCGGCGGCCGGAGGAGCUGUACUGGAACGGGCUCAACCGGCACGUCUACAUCCCCGGCUUUUGCGAGAUGCUCGGGCGGCGCGGCGUCGUCGUGCACGAGCUGCAGGCGGAGGGCGACACAGACUACCGCGCCCGCCGCGCGGACCAAGGAACGAGGCGCAAGGCCGAGGCCAGCGCCGUCGGCGGUGACGUCAGCGGCGACGGCGCGGAGGCUGCCGCCGGCGGCGCGCGCUACCACUGGCCUGCGGACGGGGCGGCGGCGGCGGCGAUCCGGCGGUCCUUCGAGGCGCGUGGCGGCGCGCUGGGCCGCGUGCGGCUGCCGCUCGGCGAGAGCGGGCGGCGCGGCCUCGACCUGCCACUCGCCAACCGGGUGGGGUGCGUGGUGAGCUUCGCGACGCUCUGCGGGAGCGCGCUCGGCGCCGCAGACUACCUCGAGCUGGCGAGGCGGUACGAGCUGCUCGCGGUGGAGGGGGUGCCUGCGCUCACGCCCGAGGACCACAACGCGGCGAGGCGCUUCAUCACGCUGAUCGACGUGUGGUACGACCAGGGCAAGGAGCUCCCUCCUCUCGCCGCCAGCCCGUGGACGUGGACGGCGUCUCUUCACGCCUCUUCCUGUGAGCAGGAGCUGCACCUCUCGUCGGCGGUGCCGCUGCCGCAGCUCUUCUCCGGCAUGCACGAGGAGGGAAUGCGAGCCUCCCUCGGCAGCCUGUCCACGUACGCUCAGGCCGACCCGGUGCCCGCCGCGACGUCUGUGCGCGGCUUCGGCGGAGCGUCUGCGGGGCUCACCUCGACGUGGAUGGGGGACGGGACCGAGUGGUCCGCCACCGGGCUCAUGGGCGUCUCGAUGGCGGCGCUCAACGGGCUGCAGGACGCCGCCUUUGCGCAGCGGCGAGCGGCGUCGCGGCUGCUCGAGAUGUCGGCCGCCGACUCGUGGCCGCCGCCCGCGCGGAGUGCGGCCGCGGGCGGGCAGGACCGGUGA